Molecule: messenger RNA, 5201 nt
Organism: Echinops telfairi (small Madagascar hedgehog)
Lineage: Eukaryota; Metazoa; Chordata; Mammalia; Afrosoricida; Tenrecidae
Gene: GXYLT1
Product: glucoside xylosyltransferase 1
Exons: 7
Coding region: 37-1098 (353 amino acids)
Biological process (GO): protein O-linked glycosylation via N-acetylgalactosamine
Molecular function (GO): UDP-xylosyltransferase activity
Source: RefSeq, a predicted model, not a curated record
AAAGAUUUCUCUCUGUGUUACUGGAAUCCCUAUUGGAUGCUGCCCUCUGAUGUUUGUGGAAUGAACUGCUUUUGGGAAGCGACUUUUAGGUAUAGUCCGAAAACGCAACCGGUGGAACGAAUGCACAUAGCUGUAGUUGCCUGUGGUGAAAGACUGGAAGAAACCGUAACCAUGCUGAAGUCUGCAAUACUUUUCAGCAUCAAACCGCUCCAAUUCCAUAUUUUUGCCGAAGAUCAGCUGCAUGCCAGCUUUAAAGGCAUACUUGAUCGCUGGUUAUUUCUACAAACAUUUAAUUAUACAUUAUACCCAGUAACCUUUCCAAGUGAGAAUGCAGCAGAGUGGAAAAAACUCUUUAAACCAUGUGCUUCCCAGAGAUUAUUCUUGCCAUUGAUCCUGAAAGAAGUUGACUCACUAUUGUAUGUGGACACAGAUAUUCUUUUUUUACGACCCGUUGAUGAUAUUUGGUCUUUACUAAAGAAAUUUAAUUCCACACAAAUUGCUGCAAUGGCACCAGAGCACGAGGAACCUCGGAUAGGAUGGUAUAAUCGCUUUGCCAGACAUCCAUACUAUGGGAAAACCGGAGUGAACUCUGGAGUUAUGUUAAUGAACAUGACUCGAAUGAGAAGGAAAUAUUUCAAGAAUGAUAUGACAACGGUCCGGCUACAAUGGGGAGAUAUCCUUAUGCCUUUGCUUAAAAAAUACAAACUGAACAUCACCUGGGGCGAUCAAGAUUUAUUGAAUAUCAUGUUUUUUCAUAAUCCAGAGAGCCUCUUUGUUUUCCCGUGCCAGUGGAAUUACCGCCCAGAUCACUGCAUAUACGGGAGCGAUUGCCGAGAAGCAGAAGAGGGAGGGGUCUUCAUCCUUCAUGGGAACAGAGGCGUUUACCACGAUGAUAAGCAGCCAGCAUUUAGAGCUGUGUAUGAAGCAAUGAGAAAUUGCUCUUUUGAAGAUGACAAGGUUCAUUCCUUACUGAAUCCUUUAGAACUGGAGCUGCAAAAAACAGUGCAUACAUACUGUGGAAAACUGUACAAAAUAAUUCUCAAACAACUGGCCAAAAGCAUACGAGACCUUUAUGAUCGACCACCCAAAGGAAUGUGACUAUUGGUGACUGCCGAGUCAACGGAAUUUCAAAGCAAGCAAAAUAUACUGUCAGAGAAUACGUGUGAAGAGGAUGUAGUCUUGGACAAAGUAUUCAGGAAAGAAUUAUCCAUUUUGAGAGUAACCCCCCCCCCCCCAAUGGGGUUAAAUGCAAUGAAGAAUAAGUUAAACUCUUGGACCCCAAUUAGAAGACAUUGUGAUCUCUGGUGUUUGUAGUGUUACUUGGUAUCAUUCCAGUAUUGCUGAAACUAUUAUUGCGUAGUUAACGUAUAGACAUCCGUCGACUAUUCUCAAGUGAGUCAGAGCUGUAGGGGUGUAUGGAUGGAGGACAUGCACCGCUUACACAGUGAAAACACUCAGCCUGCAAGGAUAGCAGUAAUUCCAUGUCAGCACUAACCUCACUUUAAAUGUGUGAGAACAGACUUGUUUACAGGAACAGAAAAAGUUCUGUUUCUAAGGAAAUGUGAUGUAACCAACGUAACCGUUGACAAUCUGUGUGUGCCUUGAUUCAUUUCAUCUCUGUUUUCAGGUGUUUGUGACAAUCGCGUUUGGACCAUUGUAGGUUAGAAGUUAGCUGCGUGUUUCGGACAGCUGUUGUGAAGAGGAUGAGUGAACAGUGAAACUUAGCGCGUUUUGUCACUGGGGUUUUGUGUGUACAUGUAUUUGUGAAACGUCAUGUUUUAUUUUCAUUUUGUGUGUGCUCAACUGUCUUACCCAAACAGAUCUAAGAUUGUUAGACGUCUUUGGUGAGAAUUUAUUAUUAUGUUCAUUUUAAGUUAAACAGUUCAGCUUUACUGGGCAUUCUGGAAGGAGAAAAAAUAUCAAGUUGAUCAUGAAACGAGACCCUUGAGAGUUCCAGCUAUGAUAGUGGAAAAUGUAAGGGGCCAAAAUGUGUAACCUGUACACGUCCUGUGAACAGUGAAUUUAGUUAGAAUGGAGCAGAAACAAGUAGUCCACUUAAACUUUUUCAUCUACCUCAACAUGGUGUUACAAGAUACUUUAGAAGAAACAAAUGUAUAGAGAGCCUUACUAUAAGAUAAACCACUUGGUGAAUAAUUUGAAUUAAUAAGAUGACGGCAACACCUGACUUUAAGAAAGGUAGUUUUCAUUGCGUGAAUGUGCAUAUCUUCCAUUUUUUGGAACAUCACUUUAAGACGGUUAAUUAUCUCAAGGUCUGAAGAACAAUAAUACCUCUCUUGGCAUUCUUGGCCUGCUGACUAAAAGAGCUGUAGAUUCUGGGUGCUCAGCAGGCACUGUGCUGGGGGCACAGAUCUAUUUGCCAAGUGCUAUAUGGUCGCCUUUGUUCUGUCUCCAAUACGUUAAGGUUUAAAUAGUGACGGGAAAACGUGAAGGAAAAACACCACGCAUGUGAAGACAGGAGUGAUGUGCUUUAUGAAGAACCACUGUCCUCCUAGAGACAACAAAACCGCAGAAAGAGGAGGAGGGGAGGAGGAAGAAUCUGACUGUCAAUCGGCCCUCAGCAGGGCUGCCCUCUGAGCACGCGCUCAGCCUGCCGCCGGCAGAAUGCCCUGCUGAGUGCAAGAACCUGUUAAUCGUGCUGUACAUCAGCCUCCUGAGUGAGAAGUGGGCUCCUUGAACUUGUACGUGUGGAAGGACGUACAGGGCAUCGUUUCUAGUGGUUCUCCGAUGACAUCUCUGCCUUGUUAGCUGUGUGACCCACAGGGAGCGUGGUAAGCACAGACUCCUGGGCUCAUCCUGUGGAGGCGCGGAUAGACUUUCUAGGAUAAGCUCUGCAGAUCUUUUUCUGAAUGAAAAGAUGUCAGCAUCACACAGAAGCAGAAUAGUGUAUGAUGUUACUUACCACCCGGGUGAAGCAAGUAUCUCUGUUUUUCCAUGUUGGCUUCAUGUAUUUCACCCUCCUUUCUCCCCUCUCUGCCCAAAGGGCUUUUCAGAAGCUUGCGAUGUCCUGUUUCUCCAGUCCUCUGACCACCACCUUUGAACGGUUUGUGGGUAACCACAAUGGCCUCUUGCUUGAUAAAAGUAGCAAUUGGUUUCUUGUAAUACCCAGUAAUGCUCACACAAAUUUCCCUGGUUUUUGAAAUAUGCUACUUUCUAGUUGGUCUGUUAGAAUUAGGUUCAGAAAGGAAGCCACAUAGUGGUCUGUGACUGUUUAACAAGCUCCUCGGAUGAUUUUGAUGUCAGCAAGUUUGGGAACCACCAGAAACUCUUCUGACCAUUUGAAGCAUAACGUUAGAAUACUCUUGGCAUAGUUGGUGGCUUCUAAAGUAGGGUUCUGAUAGGUUGGUGGGCUGAUGCAGAGUGUGCUCAGGGCACUGUCAACACUGGCCCAGCACAUGGGUUGUGGUUAUUUCCACCGUGACACCCACUGCCUGGUGGAUUGUUUGGAAGGCUCCUCCUCUGGCUUAUUCAGAACCGACCUGAUUGGACAUUGUAUCACAGAUUGAGUUAUGGUGAGAAUGCUGCUUCAGAGGACUAGUGUCACUUAGAUUAGAGACAUCAUAGAAAUUUCAUGACAAGACUAACAUGAAUUUUCUGAAUUUACUUUUAGACCAGGUAAUUUCCUUGAGCAUUCUCAAGAAAUACAGUUUUCAGUUAAUGAGGUUAAAUUAAUAGAUAGACAUCUUACAGAAUGUAUUACAUUGUUUUCCAGUAUGAGUGUUCUUUCUAUAGAACAUUGUGUAUCUAUGCAGUUUAUAUGAAUGACAUUAUAUAUUCUUUGAGUCUGUGUGUUUAGAGAAAUUCUGACCUCAGAACUAUCUCUGGGCGACAGUAUUACCAAAGUGGAAUGACUUCUUUUAUAAAAAAGUAGCCAAACUUGUAUGCAGUAGCCAUUUUAAAAGAAUUUGAAUUUAGGAAAUAGACAUUGUAAUUUACAUUUAGAGACAGUGCCCCCUGGGAAGAGUAGUACAGUAUGUACAAUGUAACCAAGUUCUCUAUGGACACUUUGUUAGAGACUAAACACUAUUUCUGCUUUUCUCAUUGCUCUGUGUUGCCUCCAGUUGGAUGUUGCUGGUUUAAGGCGAGGAGACUGUGAAUUAGAACUGUGUGGACUACUGGCAUAUCACAUCACCUCCUCUGUGCACUGGGUCUUUAAAUGCAAUCAGUAUGCCGUACCCACGGCCCCGAAGAUGAGCGAGAAGCAGCGGGUUUCAGAGUGUUCUGCACAGUGUACUCAUGCCCGGCAGUGUGACAAGUGAAGUUCUGUUUCACCCGAGAGAAGCAGCGGGUUUCAGAGUGUUCUGCACAGUGUGCUCGUGCCCCGGCAGUGUGACAAGUGAAGUUCUGUUUCACCCUAUUGGCUCCUACUUCCAAUCGUUCUGUUGACUUGGGUUGAAUGUUUUCUGACACAUUUUUUUUUUCUAGUAUGAAUUUGUUUAUAUUGGGGAAGGAGGAAUUUUUAGGGUGAGACAGAAGCAGAUAAUGAAAGGAUGAUCAAAAAAAGUAAAAAGAAGGAAAAGGAAGUGAGAAAGGGAGAGAGGAAAGAGUUGGAAUAAGAGUGGGAAUGGCAAAUGGCAGAGUACGGGAGAAGGUAGAAGGAGUGUGAGGAGAUGGAGAAAUAGAGGUGGAGAAGGAACUCAAACGAUUUCCCAGACGCGCCUGCUGGCACGACAGGUUUGGGAAUCCCCUCCCAGCCUUGCAUGGCAGCUUCAACAUAGAGAUCACAUUGACUCAUCCUCACUCACUAAGGAUGCUUUCAGCUGACCCAUAAUGAAUGGGUUCCAGAGAGCCGGGAAGAGCAGAAAUGCAGGAAAAGGAAACCACGGGAAGGGUGGUCUCCCACGUCCUUGUCAGAAGUUUGUAUUGUAAGCUAUUAAUACUUCAGUAGUCAUCAGAACUUCGAGUUGGUUUUUUUUGUUUAAGAAAAACUACUGGUAAGUUUUCUGAAAUAACUUUUUGAGUCCCUUAGAGUAAUUUGAGAAGAAAAGUAGGGGUGCAAUAUGACAAGUGUGGAGCCAGUCUAUUUAUUACAUGUAAUUUCAAGUGUCUUAAAACAGGAAUUGCCUUACUGCAUUUUAAUAUUUAAUAAAAUAUGUUAAAUCAUGAUUUGUACUAUAGCAGUUAUCCUUUUCUACAUUGCCAAAGCAACUUCUCUUUGUCUAUUAAAGUCUGGCUAAACCAUG